AUGCUCGGCCUCGAUUUCACCGCGACGCGUACGCAAAUCGCAUCCUACCUAUUUGGCGUCGCGCUCUUCAGUAUCAGCUUCCUCGUCUUCCUCAACAGCUCUAUAUCCUUUGUCAUUACACAGCGCAUCGGUCAAUCGCAUAGUGUGGGCGAUGCGGUCGGUACUCUGGGCUUUGCAGAUGAAUUGGUCGCACUGGUCGCAUGUCCGGCCUGGGGUUUGUUGAGCGAUAGGGUGGGCGUGAGGAGUGUUGCUGUAAUGGGCUAUGCGAUUGUCGGUAUAUCGCUGUGGGUGUUUGUGCAGGCAAAGAAUGUGUACCCCGAGUUGUUACUCGCGCGGAUACUGUUCAGUUUGGGUGGGACUGCGACCGCGACCAUGGUCACUGCCAUUCUGCCCUCGAUGACGAUUGUCAAACCCGUAAAGUCAGAUCCGCGAUCCCCGACGCACAGUCGGGGCAGGUCACAUGCGCCUGCUGCAUCGAUAUCCUCCGAGUUGACAAUCACACCUGCCCGCUUCCGCUCCACGUCUCCAGAAGAGCAUGCGCAAAGAGCGCCGGCAAAGGAUACUGGCGCAUCUACGUCGCAACUUGCAGGACUUGUUGGCGUAUUCACUGGAUGCGGCGCCCUCGUCGCCCUCUUCGUCUUCCUGCCUCUCCCAACUCAGUUCCAAAACGCUGGCGCGCGCCCAGCUGCCGCCGUCGCAGAUGCUUUCUAUGUUGUCGGUGCAAUCGCCAUACUCGUAUCUCUGGGCUGUUUCUUCGGGCUUCGCAAUCUCCCUGGCGAAGAAGCAAAAGGCUGGAGACGACUAACUAGCAAAGGCGACUACAAAGACGUAGACUCGCAUCUCACGCGCGACGUGGUACUAUCAUAUCCGCGCCUCUUCCUUGAGAGCAUCCGCCUGGGCUUCACAUCUCCAAACAUCGGACUGGGCUACGCAGGCGGUUUCGUCGCGCGCGCAUCUUCAGUCGCCAUAUCACUCUUCAUCCCACUCUUCACAAACCACUACUUCCUGCAAACCGGACAAUGCAAAGCAAACUCAAAGAUACCAUCCGACAUCAAAGUCGCAUGCCCAGAGGCCUACAAGCUCGCAGCAAUGCUGACAGGAAUCUCCCAACUCAUCGCCCUCAUGAGCGCCCCUGCCUUUGGUUUCCUCGCAGGCCGCUUCCCCCGCUACAACAUCCCACUCUGCGUCGCAGCCGUAUCCGGAAUCGGCGGCUACGCAGCCUUUGGCUCACUAACGAGUCCAGACUACAAGAGCGAAGACGGCACGGGCGCCAUCUUCUUCAUCGUCGCUCUUCUUGGCAUCAGCCAAAUCGGUGCUAUCGUCUGUUCUCUCGCCCUGCUAGGCCGCGGUAUCAACAACGAUGAAGUUUCUUCAAAUUCUUCAGAUUCGCUGUCUGUGUAUGGUGGUCAUACCACGACUAGUCACCCUUCUGCGGGCGCUACACCACCGCAUAGCGGACCUAUAACGCCGGUAGAUGAAAACGCACCGUUGCUACCGGAGUAUGGUCAGUAUCACUCGCGCUCGGCGUCGUCGUCCAGACCCUCGUCGCAUAACAAUAUCAAGGGCUCUAUUGCUGGCACGUAUAGUUUACUCGGUGGCUUCGGUAUUUUGCUGCUUACAAAGGCCGGUGGCGCCUUGUUUGAUAGCAGUGGGCCUGGUGCGCCGUUUUAUAUGAUGGCGGGCUUCAAUGCGAUGUUGUUAGUUGUUACUGUGGGAGUGAGUGGGUGGCAGGCCUGGGGCAGGUGGAGGAGCCAGGGUAUGUCUUGA
This is a messenger RNA of Pyrenophora tritici-repentis Pt-1C-BFP, 1767 nucleotides long. RefSeq names its product NarK, Nitrate-nitrite transporter. Lineage: Eukaryota; Fungi; Ascomycota; Dothideomycetes; Pleosporales; Pleosporaceae. The record is from RefSeq and is a predicted model, not a curated record. Gene Ontology annotation, biological process: transmembrane transport. Gene Ontology annotation, molecular function: transmembrane transporter activity.